AAUCAAUAAAAAAGGCCCUCAGCUUGAGAUAUUCUCCACGAGUCAACAUUUAACGUGCUAGAUGUUGUCACGGGGGAACAGAUAUAUCACGUCAUGUGCUUCCAUCCUCGAGCGGAUCUGAAUUUCUCCCAAGUCUAGAUACUUGGAGCAAACCGAUAUCUCAAAGCUCCCCGCAGCACAAUGUCCCGGCAAGGCCCAAGUAACGGGUCCUGGGUGGCCUCAAAUGCCUACAGAAGGGAGUCCAUGAGAAGCAGUAUUAGCAUCGCAUCCGAGGUGGAAAUGGCGCAUGACGAGGUAUUCUCCGGACCUAUGUCCGAGAGUGUACCAUCGAGUAUUGCGUCCUUUGCUCAUCGACGCCCGCGCCAUGACUCAACGGUGAGUUUCACAUACCUUACCGAAGACGAAGAAGACGUAGGACAAGACGUCGAGGAAGCGGUGAUACAUGAAAGUGAUCUGGAGGACGGGAUUCUGUUCAAUGACCGCGAUGGCAUGGAGUCCGUGGUUUCUUUCGGAAAGCGCCACCGGCGAUCUACUGAAUCUCACGCGUCUGUCGAACAUCCGCUUCUCGAUAGACACGAAUCAGCGCAGUCGCUUUUGAACCGAAAAAAGGUCUCUAGUCGCAUCAGCCAGAAGAUUUACAUUGCCACGGAAGACUUGACGGCGGUGAUCACAGGAUUCUGUACCAACACUUACGGCUUCGCACUAUACAUCUUUCUAUGCGUGAUGUCUUUGGGUUUGGGGUACCUAGUCCUUCGUUGGAUACCGAAAUGGCGCCUACGGUUAAUAGGAACUCCUGCACCACUCAAGAAUUGUCGAUGGGUUGCGACUGAGGAUCAAUACGGACAAUUCAAUAUUCACGAGAUAUCCAAACAAGCAUAUGGGUCUCCUCUUUCUACUGUCAUUGAUGUAGCAUCACUCGGGAUCCGCUUGGAUAACGACGAAGAUAAUGAUCCAAUCUUGACACAUCUUAGGCUAUUAGAGUACAGGUAUCUACGAUUCGUGUACAACCCGGUGGAUGAUACGUUCCAAUCCGUCAGUGGCUGGAAAGAUCCUUCAUGGACCAGCACCAAACUCAUGCGGUCAGGUUUGGAUGCCGACGAGAGAGACAAUAGGGAACUUGUCUUUGGCCAGAAUCUGAUCGACGUGCAACAAAAGUCCACUUCUCAACUUCUUGUGGACGAGGUGCUUCAUCCUUUCUAUAUCUUCCAGAUUGCGAGCUUGACCUUGUGGUCCAUGGAUCAAUAUUACUACUAUGCUGUCUGCAUUUUUCUCAUCUCCAUAUUCAGUAUUACUGCAACCAUAAUUGAAACGCGCUCGACAAUGGUACGCCUCAAAGAGGUUUCCCAUUUCGAAUGCAAUGUGCGAGUUUUACGAAACGGAUUUUGGCGAACUGUUUCAUCUGUAGAUUUGGUUCCCGGUGAUGUGUUCGAAGUUUCAGAUCCAUCCCUUAGCCAAGUGCCGUGUGAUUGCUUGCUGUUGUCUGGUGACUGCAUAAUCAACGAGAGCAUGCUUACAGGUGAAUCCGUUCCUGUAUCCAAGUUACCCGUUAUAGAGGAUGUUCUCGAUUAUCUUGACUUGAAAGCCCCCUCGAUUCACCCAGCAGUGGCUAAAAGUUUCCUUUUCUACGGCACAAAAAUUAUUCGAGCGAGACGGCCUCGUCAAGCUGACGAUGAUGUGGAAGCCGUUGCUCUCGGUAUUGCAUUACGCACCGGGUUCUCUACAACAAAAGGCUCCCUUGUUCGUUCAAUGCUUUUCCCCAAACCUUCUGGAUUCAAGUUCUAUCGAGACUCGUUCCGGUAUAUCUCUGUGAUGGGCGUAAUUGCAAUGUUAGGGUUUACGGCGUCCUUUGUGAACUUUGUUAGACUCGGGCUCCCUUGGCACACUGUUGUGGUCAGGGCUCUGGAUCUCAUCACGAUCGUCGUACCCCCGGCUCUUCCCGCAACUUUGACUAUUGGAACGAAUUUUGCUCUGUCGAGGUUGAAAAAGCAGCAAAUAUACUGUAUCAGCCCUCAAAGGGUAAAUGUCGGGGGUAAGCUAGACGUUGUCUGUUUUGACAAAACAGGUACAUUAACCGAGGAUGGACUGGAUGUGCUUGGUAUCCGGGCUGUUAAUCAAGACAGGAGUUUCAGUGACAUGUUCUCCGACCCGAACGAUAUGGUAUCGGCGUCCCGUUCUCAGGGAGGCUCCAAUAUGGAUUAUGACAAAUGCCGAGACAUCAUCUGUACAAUGGCUACUUGUCAUUCUCUUCGAGUGGUUGAUGAAGAGCUUCUCGGUGAUCCGUUAGACAUCAAGAUGUUUGAGUUCACAGGGUGGACAUUUGAAGAAGGUGGAAAUACCCAGAUUGAGCAGCAAGUAAAUGGCAACGGUGAUACUAUCAUACCGUCAGUGGCAAGACCGCCAACUGGAAGUGCGGACUUUCAAAAGGAUCAGAUCCCUCUAGAACUUGGCGUUCUACGCUCAUUCGAGUUCGUCUCACAGCUUCGACGUACUAGCGUGAUUGUACGUCAGUUCGGUGAAAAUGGUGCCAGUGUUUUUGUCAAAGGUGCGCCUGAGUGUAUGAAGGAGAUCUGCCAUGCCGAUACUCUACCGCCUGAUUUCGAUGAUCUGUUGAGUCAUUAUACCCACGGGGGAUACCGUGUCAUUGCUUGUGCGGCAAAGUACAAUCCCAACUUAAGCUGGAGGAAGAUUCAGAAAAUUUCCAGAGAGCAGGCAGAAUCCGGAUUGAACUUUCUCGGUUUCAUCGUCUUUGAAAACAAGUUGAAGGAUACAACUACCCCCGUAAUUACCGAGUUGAGGGAAGCUGGAAUACGUACUGUUAUGUGCACGGGAGAUAAUAUUCUCACUGCCAUUAGUGUUGCACGGGAAUGUGGCCUCAUAGAUCGAGACUCGCCGUGCUUCGUUCCUCAUCUUGAUAGCGCUCAUCAUCUUGACCCAAAUGCUUCAUUGACAUGGGAAAGUGUCGACGACCCAGCUGCAAAGCUUGAUGAGAAGACUCUUAUGCCUGUGUGGGACCCCGCAACACAUGAUGUCUCCAUACCUCUAAACAAGCUUAAUGCAAAUUCGUAUUCGUUAGCAGUUAGUGGAGACAUUUUCCGCUGGCUCAUCGAAUACGGUACUGAAGACCUGCUGAAAAGGGUCUUGGUCAAGGGUCAAGUCUUUGCUCGAAUGUCCCCUGAUGAAAAACAUGAGCUUGUUGAGAAGCUUCAAUCCUUAAAUUACUGCUGCGGAUUCUGCGGCGACGGUGCUAAUGACUGCGGCGCGCUCAAAGCAGCGGAUGUCGGUAUAUCAUUAUCAGAUGCUGAAGCUUCAGUUGCUGCCCCUUUUACGAGCCGCAUAUUCGACAUUUCCUGCGUCCCGAGAUUGAUAAAGGAGGGCCGUGCUGCAUUGGUCACAAGCUUUUGCUGCUUCAAAUAUAUGAGUCUCUAUUCCGCUAUUCAGUUUACGUCGGUUAGCUUUUUGUAUACGUCCGCCUCUAAUUUGGGGGACUUUCAGUACCUGUAUAUUGACUUGGCCCUUAUCUUACCAAUCGCCAUAUUUAUGGGAUGGAACGAUCCGUUCCCAAUAUUAUCUCGGAAACGGCCAACGGCCGAUCUCGUCUCGCGAAAGGUCUUGACACCUUUGAUCGGUCAGAUCGUACUAGCGGUGCUGACACAGUUGGUGGUCGUUGAAACUGUUAGGACCAGACCUUGGUACAUCCCUCCGAAGGUCGAUGUCGAUGAUACCAACGUCGAAAACUCGGAAAACACGUCGCUAUUCCUUAUUUCAUGUUACCAGUAUAUACUAUCCAGUGUCGUCCUGAGCGUAGGACCACCAUUUAGACAACAAAUUUACAAGAACACUCCCUUCCUGGUAACGCUGUUUUUGACACUGGCACUUUCAACCUAUAUGUUAAGCGAGACUUCACAAAUCGUCAUGCGUGUAAUGCAAUUGACGCCGAUUCCUUGGAACUUUGAGUUGUUCCUUGUGAUACUCGCAAUAUGCAGUUUCGCUGCGUCGUGGGUUGCGGAGAACUACGUUUUCCCUUCUUUGGCUCGGAUUAUAGGUCGUACGAUCUCUCUAAUCCGGCCAAAGCAAGAGAAAAACCGCCGUCAAUAUAAAGUCCUGUUGGAACGUAUGAGAUCGUGA
Talaromyces stipitatus ATCC 10500 is the source of this 4125-nucleotide messenger RNA. RefSeq names its product P-type ATPase, putative. Gene Ontology annotation, biological process: intracellular calcium ion homeostasis. The record is from RefSeq and is a predicted model, not a curated record. Gene Ontology annotation, molecular function: ATP binding; ATP hydrolysis activity; ATPase-coupled monoatomic cation transmembrane transporter activity. Lineage: Eukaryota; Fungi; Ascomycota; Eurotiomycetes; Eurotiales; Trichocomaceae. The transcript has 21 exons. Gene Ontology annotation, cellular component: membrane. The coding region runs from base 181 to 4125 and encodes 1314 amino acids.